Asterias rubens (European starfish) is the source of this 1779-nucleotide messenger RNA. RefSeq names its product macrophage mannose receptor 1-like. The record is from RefSeq and is a predicted model, not a curated record. The coding region runs from base 430 to 1548 and encodes 372 amino acids. NCBI's taxonomy places the organism in Eukaryota, Metazoa, Echinodermata, Asteroidea, Forcipulatida, Asteriidae. The transcript has 6 exons.
UAGCAAAUAUCAUGCAUAGAAAAUUCGUAACGCGGAACUCUGGUAUUGUUCUUAAAUCAAUUAAAUGGUGGGCUUUAUUUCAUACGGAACAUGCGCACCACUCCUUUAAUUUUAAUGAAUUGACGAUACAUCCACAUGGCGGCUGUUGUUCUCGCAUGAUACUAUAAUUAUUUCCACCAUCGAUUGCGGUAUUUCAUUUGGUUCAUUGGUUAUAAAAAAAAUAAUGAUUUUCUGGCUUGGCUUUUAUUGACAUUCCUAGUUUUAUUAUAAAAACAGUUGGGGCCGCAUGAAAGCUACAGUCGAUGUUCUGGCGAUACAGCGGAUAGUUCAACAAUUAAACAAACCUCUGGUUUUAACCUUCGCGCAGGUUUUGUUCAUUUCGUAGUCUUACAAAAAACACAGGAAUGUGCCUGUGUCACGGGGCUUAAAAUGGGCAGACUGGUUUGCUGUUUGUUUGUUAUCGUCGGCUCUCUCUUUAUGUCAGGCGUGAAGUCUUUCACUUCGCUAAACAACAGUGCCACUGGAUACACCUUUGUAGUGUUCGAAGAUAGUCUGUACGACACAGACUCCUGGUUUGAUGCUAGGAAACUAUGCCGCACGGACGUGUCCCCGUUCGCCGACCUGGCAGAAAUAACGGACGAAAGUGACGUCACGACGGUGGAAAAUCUUCUCUCGUCUUCGGGCGCCUCGAACCCAGCCUAUUGGCUCGGAAUCCACAACUUGGAGGUAUAUCCAUCGGCACGCUUCACCGCGUCCCUUCAAACAGGGCAGCCCUUAACGUUUGACAAGUGGGAUACUGGUAGACCCAAGUCUGACGGCGUCAGAUGUGGUACCGUGAAAAAAGACAACAACAAUUGGAGAGACGAGAGGUGCCACCUGGGAUCCCAGUUAUAUGGUGUUCUCUGCCGUCUCCCAAUGCAACCUUCCCCUAUUGACUCAAACACAGGUUGUCCACCAACAAUGGUACCAUUCGAAGGGAAGUGCUACGAUUUUCACAUUCUAUCGAAUGCUUGGGUCAACUUUACCACGGCGAGAUCAACCUGUGAAGGGUUACCAGGGGGCAGGAUGGUAGUACCAACGAGCACCAUGCAGGAAUUUGUGGCGCGCUACGCCAUUCUGUCAGGCGUGCUUAACUUCUGGCUUGGGGUUACAGACCAGGAAGUUGACAGGGAAUUUAAGGGUGUUUACGGGGAGGCCCUCGACAACCCGAAAUGGGACACAACAGAUUGGGACUAUGGCGGACAGGACGGCGAGGUAGAUUGCGUAUUUUUCGAUACCAGUGAUGGAUACUGGCUCACCAACGAUUGUAACGCAGAUCUCCAUGGAAUUUUGUGUGUCGUGGAUCCGCUUGUCUAUGCAGCAAGUACUCCUGGGCAGUUUUCUCCCUCGGCGGUCUCCUCGGCGGCCUCAGCAACUGUAACCCCAAGCGUGGGCUGUAAGGAAAUCCGUAGAUUGUUAAUAAAUCAAGAACCGUCCUUCUGUCCGUUAAUAUGUUGGGCUGUCUGUCUGUCUGCUUGUCUUUCUGUUCAUGUAGCAACAACACGGUGAUCGAUGAUUUGUGAAAUUCCUCUUUUGCAUGCGCCGCUUUUGCGUUUUUUAGGGAUUUUUUUAAGUUUUUAGUUCUGAGUGGUUCGGCAAGAUCUGGAUCAUCUUGUGAUUAUUCAUACAGGGAAGUUACAUCUUGAAGACGAUUGGUAUGAAGGUAAGAUGUUAGGGUGAAUAAGGCCAGUGUCAAACGCAAUUGUGUCCGCCAUGCAAUACUGUCCGCUCCGGACACUU